Molecule: messenger RNA, 1368 nt
Organism: Haliotis rubra (blacklip abalone)
Lineage: Eukaryota; Metazoa; Mollusca; Gastropoda; Lepetellida; Haliotidae
Product: retinaldehyde-binding protein 1-like
Exons: 6
Coding region: 439-1293 (284 amino acids)
Cellular component (GO): membrane
Molecular function (GO): phosphatidylinositol bisphosphate binding
Source: RefSeq, a predicted model, not a curated record
CAGCCUGCAUGUCCUCCUGGCUGGGAGUAGAGACCAUAUAAUAAGGCUAGGAUGUACGUUACCUCACCCCUACAGCUGAGAACACUAUGAAGAAUGUCUUCACGCUGACCCUACAUUGACACGAGUCUGUGCGUAGACAUGACGUAUGUUUUUGUCGCCAGUUAUUGCAGAGCGCGAGUUCCCCGCUGUUUCCUGCGGCUAAUCUCGCCAUUUCAAGCACACCAAACGUACAACUGGACGUAAACAGCGAUACAAGGCUCCUCUCAUUAUAGCUGCACACACCAGGGCCCCAAUAACACCACCUCAGCCCUUACUCUGGAUAAACUUCGGAAUCCGUCAAGGGCGAAGAGGCUGGAAGACAACGACGUGUUGAUGUAACGUGAAACCUGAAAUCGAUACACAUCUGAACGUGGGCACAUCUCAUCAUUACAUUGAAAUAUGGAAUACGCCAAACUCUUCAGGAAAACUGACAUUUUAUCAAAUGAUGUUGCCAAGAAGGCAGAAGAAGAGUUAAAUGAGACUCCUGAGAGAAGAGCGACAUCUAUUCAAGAGUUACGGGACUUGCUCGACAGUGGCCUGUGUUCCGAUUGUUACAGGGAUCAACAGAUAUCCGAACACUUCUGUGGCACAUCCGACCUGUUCCUCUGUGGGUUCCUCAGAGCCAAGAAAUAUGAUGUCCAGAAAGCCUACGAACUGUUGGACUCUUAUCUUAAAUUCAGAGAGAGGUAUCCGGAUCUGACGUCAGAGCUCAGCAUCGAUUCCGUGAGACCAGCUUUAGAAAGGGGCUACCCCAGGGUCCUUCCUGCCAGGGAUAAUGAGGGUAGAAUAGUGUUCCUGUUCUCCAUCGGGUCAUGGGAUGCUACGGAAGUGCCGUUCGAUGAUGUGUUACGGGCGUACAUCUACCUGCUGGAGGCCCUACUGGAGAACGCGGAGAACCAGGUGUCUGGGUUCGUCAUCGUGGAAAACUUCCAGCAGUAUACCAUCAGCCAGGCCAUGUCUCUCAAACCCUCGGACCUGCAGAAGAUGGUCAGCAUGCUUCAGGGUGCAUUCCCAAUACGGUUCAAAGGUGUUCACUUUUUGUAUCAACCCUGGUAUUUUUCAUGGACAUACGCACUCGUUCGACCCUUCAUGAAAACCAAGAUGACUGAAAGGGUCCACAUUCACGGUUCGAACCUCGAAAAGUUUCACCAAGUGUUAGAUCCGUGCACUCUACCACCUGACUUUGGAGGUAACGGACCAGAGUUCUCUCCCCUUGAGAUGAUAACAUUGCUGGAGAAAAUUGCUGAUUUAUAGACAAUGGUCGAGGCAUGACAAUGUACAGAUAUUAAACACAAGUAUAUUCUUUAAACAAAUAAACGCAAAAAAUGA